UAUAGAUAUGGGACACAGGACUACAGUCUUGAUGUUUUGGCUUUUUGCAUUGCUGAGAAUAAUUCACAAUACUUCCGAUUAUCUUAAGCAGAGACUUGAUUUCAAGUCAAAUGAAAAACUUCAACUGUUGAACCAUUCAUCGUCCCUUCGCAAUGUGCUUUUUAAUCAGAAUUCUGGAUAUCAAGUAGCAGAUGAUCCUAUCACACGUGUUGGUUUUCGGUUCGAGGUAUCGAGAGUAGAGAAAUUUGAUGAAGUUGCGGGAGAGUUAAAACUUCUGUCAUCUAUUUUCAUGUUUUGGGCUGAUAUUCGUCUGGCCUGGGAUCCUAGCAGCAUCUCUAUUUUCCAAGAAAAGGCUGGAUAUUCCUUCACUAUCACCUACUUACAGAUGAAAUUAAAGGAUAUAUGGAAACCAGACAUAAAAUUGUUCAAUCCUCUAAAUGAAAUGAACAUCUUCAAGGAAAAGGGAGAUGAAAAUGCUGUCUUCGGUUCCCCUGGUUUAGUUUACUAUGACAGCUUAUUGAAAACAAAUACAUUUUGUGAACCGAAUCUCAAAGCUUUUCCAUUCGACGAACAUGAAUGCUCUGUUCAAUUUGUAGCCACUUCCACGAUGAUCGCUAACAUACCAAACAAAGCAAAGGUCUUGUAUGAUAAUGCAAAAUGGAUAUAUUAUCAAAUGGCGCCAUGUGACCUUGAUCUUGCGCCAAGUGCCUACGGAUCAGAAGUGAACAAUGAGCGUCGAGUUCUUGUUUUUCCUAUUAAGUUAAUUCGAAAAUCCUCGUAUGUUUUUGUGAAUAUCGCGGUUCCACUUCUUGUUCUCAGUCUUUUAAAUACUGUUGUCUAUUUUAUCCCUGCCGUACCAGAAGAGAGGUUAUCUUUUUGUAUUGCCCUUCUGCUAUCUUUUACCGUGUAUCUCAUCUACGUUGCGGGUCUGAUUCCAGAAACUUCUAAUCCAAUCCCUCUUAUAAUCUAUUUUCUCAUCUUUCAGUUCUUGUUAAGCGCGUUUAUCACAUGUACCAGUUUUUUGACAGCUACGCUUGGACAGCGACAAGAAGAACGACCAAUUUCGAACGUCGUCACACGACUUUUGAAUAUAUGUCGCCGAAGAAAGCCCUCGAUCGAAGAUGACGUCACUAACUGUGGUUUUUCUUUUGAUAGAAGUUAUUCUGCUUGUUUACCUUGCCUCUCGAUUAUCUGCCAAUGUGGAACUCAAUCUCACGUCAGAUAUCUGCCGUGCAAAUCCAUUGAAUUUAACUGA
Molecule: messenger RNA, 1255 nt
Organism: Ostrea edulis (European flat oyster)
Lineage: Eukaryota; Metazoa; Mollusca; Bivalvia; Ostreida; Ostreidae
Product: neuronal acetylcholine receptor subunit alpha-6-like
Exons: 1
Coding region: 8-1255 (415 amino acids)
Biological process (GO): monoatomic ion transmembrane transport
Cellular component (GO): membrane
Molecular function (GO): extracellular ligand-gated monoatomic ion channel activity; transmembrane signaling receptor activity
Source: RefSeq, a predicted model, not a curated record